Molecule: messenger RNA, 1308 nt
Organism: Penicillium macrosclerotiorum
Lineage: Eukaryota; Fungi; Ascomycota; Eurotiomycetes; Eurotiales; Aspergillaceae
Exons: 4
Coding region: 1-1308 (435 amino acids)
Biological process (GO): carbohydrate metabolic process
Cellular component (GO): extracellular region
Molecular function (GO): hydrolase activity, hydrolyzing O-glycosyl compounds; cellulose binding
Source: RefSeq, a predicted model, not a curated record
AUGAAGUCCCUAGCCAUCUUAUCUCUGGCCGGCCUCGCCUCGGCGCAGGUGGCCGCGUACGGACAAUGCGGCGGCAGCGGUUAUACCGGCUCGACGACCUGCGUGUCAGGAUACGUGUGUCACUUCUACAAUGACUGGUAUAGCCAGUGUAUCGCGGGUAGCACUAGCAGCAGUACGACCACGAAAACGACCAGCACGACCACCACCUCCAAGACGACCACCAGCACGACGUCCAAGACCACUUCCACCACGACGGCCGUGGCUACCUCGACGGGUUUCCCAAGCACCAAUGGGCUCAAAUUCACCAUUGAUGGGGAAACAAGCUACUACGCGGGGACGAAUUCGUACUGGAUCGGCUUCUUGACCAACGACGACGACGUCGAUCUUGUCAUGGACCACUUGAACGAGUCCGGCCUCCGCAUCCUCCGUGUAUGGGGCUUCAACGACGUCAACACCGUUCCCUCCUCGGGCACAGUGUACUACCAGCUCCUCUCCGGUGGCACAGCGACUAUCAACACUGGCGCCGAUGGCCUGCAGCGGCUGGACUAUGUAGUCGCAUCGGCUGAGCAGCGCGGUGUCAAACUCAUCAUCAACUUCGUCAACAACUGGUCGGACUACGGCGGCAUCGCUGCCUACGUCUCCGCGUUCGGCGGCAGCGCCACCAGCUGGUACACCAACGAGGCCGCGCAGACUGCGUACCGCAACUACAUCAAAACUGUCGUUGCCCGGUACAUCGACUCCCCGGCGGUGUUUGCGUGGGAGCUCGCGAACGAGCCGCGCUGCAAUGGCUGCGACCCGUCCGUCAUCUACAACUGGGUCGAGUCCACCAGCGCCUAUAUCAAGUCUCUCGACUCGAAGCACAUGGUCUGCAUUGGCGAUGAGGGCUUUGGCCUCAGCACCGACUCGGACGGCAGCUACCCCUAUACCCUCGGCGAGGGGUUGAACUUCACCAUGAACCUGGCCAUUGACACCAUUGAUUUUGGCACGUUCCACUUGUACCCGUCUAGCUGGGGAACCACCAACGACUGGGGCAACGGUUGGAUCACGGCGCACGGCGAGGCGUGUGCCGCCGCAGGAAAACCGUGUCUGUUCGAAGAGUACGGUGUGACAUCCGACCACUGCACCGUGGAGGCGCCGUGGCAGGCCACGGCCUUGAGCGCGGAGGGCAUUGCGGCCGAUCUAUUUUGGCAGUACGGCGACACCCUGAGCACGGGCCAGACAUCUAACGAUGGCAAUACAAUUUACUAUGGAUCAAGUGACUUUACCUGCUUGGUGACGGAUCACGUCGCUGCUAUUGAGGACUCAUGA